CAUUCCACGUUAUUUAUAAAUUAUUAACAAACUAUUGCUUGUGUAAGAAGCUAAAAACAAAAAAAAAACAAUGUUUGACGAUCGUCGAAGAUGUUUGUCAUGUUAAUUCAAUUAUUCUAAUUAAAUAUCGGUGAAAAAUAUGCAAUUUAUCGAUGUGAAAACACUUUGUGUGCUUCUUAACUACGAUCGGUAAGAAGGUUAGCUUAAAAUUUUCAUAAAUUAUUAAGAUAUUUCUCAUAUAUUAUAAUAAUAACAACAAUAACGUUAACUUCGCUCUAAUAAUAAACGCUUCCAAUAAUAGAGGCAUAAAAUAACAAUUUGAAAAAUAACAUUAGAGGAGUAUUUUCGAUUAUGUACAGCUUAUAUUGUUAGAUAAGAGAAAAAAAAAAAAAAGAACAAACAUUUUCGCCGAUGCGACGUGACAUUACUAUCACAUUAAAACUAGAUUAGCUACGCACAAAACGCUGCAUUAUACAUAUACUAUGAGGAUGUAAGAAGAAAAAACAAUUGUAAUGUUUAAACGAGCAGUAUCGUGUAUGUAAUCUGUUUGUGUAUAAAACAAAAAAAAAUAAAUAUCUAUUAAAUGUAUUCAAAUAAUGGCACAUUGAUCAUCGAAUUUACGUGUCGAAAUUGAACUGCUUAUGUACGGAAACAUUUGUUUUUGCUUCUUUUUUUCUUUUUUUAAAUAUAUCUCUCCUUUUAUAUUAAAAAAAAAAAAAAUGCAUAAAUUAUCAUAUAAAAAUAUAUAAUAUAUAUGUACGUUCACAAGACUACAGAUAGAUGGCGCCUCACUAAACUACAAAUAGAUGACGCUUCGAACACUUGCGAACUAUCGAUAAUACAGUUUUUCAUCGAAACGUGUUGAUGAUGUUUACAUACAUAAUAUAAAUGUGAUGCAUGUGUAAAUCUAAUUACAUAUAUAAAUUGAUGUUUUAUAAACCAAAGUAGUUUAAAAUGGGUAAAAGAUAUUACUGUGAUUAUUGUGAGAGAUCAUUCAAGGACGAUCCCGAAUCUAGAAAAAAACAUUUAUCUAGUUUUCAGCAUGCCAAAAACCGAGCUGACCACUAUAGCUUUUACAAAGACCCUGAAAUAAUAUUGCAAGAAGAACAAGGAAAAAUACCAUGCAAAAAGUACAUGAGCAGCGGUGACUGCGCUUUUGGACGCAGUUGCAAGUUUUCUCAUUACACACCACCAAUGAUAUGGGAACUUCAGCGUAUUGUUGCAGCUAAACAAAUGGGAACAUCUCAGUUUAUACCUGAAGGUGGAUGGCCUGAUACAGAUGAAAUAGUUAAAGAAUUUUUUGUAGAUAUCACCAAACCGGAGACCACGAAAGAAAUAACUUAUCCCAUUUGGGAGGUACCAUCAGAGUUACUUAAUUAUCCAAACUUACCACCGUCGUUGUGGCCUCUCAAACCAGAAAGUAUAACCGAUUCCAAUUUUGCACAGUGGUCAUAGAAAUGUAAAUAGUUGACGUACUUCACUUUAAAUACAUUGUACAUGAAUAAUAACAUAUUAGUUUAAGUAAGAUAAGUUUAAAUGAGUAAGAGGUAAAAUUCAAUUUCAUUAUACACGAACAAGAAUCAUUGCCAUUAUAAUCCUUUUACAUAAGUAAUUAUUAAAAAACAAAAUAGAACUAAUUAUAAAUAAUCUCCUUAUUUGUCUUCUAAUUCUGAAAGGAAUAUUAUGUGCAAGCAAUGAAUUUAUAUUUUCAAGCAUU
Molecule: messenger RNA, 1717 nt
Organism: Polistes dominula (European paper wasp)
Lineage: Eukaryota; Metazoa; Arthropoda; Insecta; Hymenoptera; Vespidae
Product: zinc finger matrin-type protein 5
Cellular component (GO): nucleus; U12-type spliceosomal complex
Molecular function (GO): zinc ion binding; nucleic acid binding
Source: RefSeq, a predicted model, not a curated record